GCACAAGUGAAUAGCAGUAUUCAGUUUACUCGCUUUAAGAGUGCGAUAACGUUAUUUUCCUCACCGUGUUUAAAAAACAAUGUCUGCUCUAGAUGUCAGCGUAUUUCCCAGCGACUUUGCAUGGGGAGCUGCGACAGCUGCUUAUCAAAUUGAAGGGGGCUGGAAUUUGGAUGGUAAAGGCCCUAGCAUAUGGGACACAUUCUGUCAUGCCAAAGGGCAGGUGUUUGAGGACCAGACAGGAGAAGUAGCCUGUAACAGCUAUCAGCUCUGGGAAAAGGACCUGAAAUGUAUCCAACAGCUUGGACUCACACAUUACCGUCUGUCCAUAUCCUGGUCACGGCUCCUUCCUGAUGGGACCACAAAUCAUGUCAAUCCAAAAGGUGUGGCGUAUUAUAACAAAGUGAUCAACGACUUGAUUACUUGUGAUGUUACCACCAUGGUGACAUUGUACCACUUUGACUUACCUCAGGCCUUACAGGAUCGUGGCGGAUGGAACUCAGCAGAGAUUGCAGACAUCUUUGAAAGUUAUGCCAGGUUUUGCUUUAAGACUUUUGGGGACAGAGUGAAGCUCUGGAUCACAUUGAAUGAGCCUUAUGUUUGUGCCAAGCUAGGCCAUGAGGAUGGCAUUAUUGCCCCUGGGAUUAAAGAGCCUGGAAUUUCAGCCUACGUAGCUGCUCAUAACAUGGUGCGCGCCCACACCAAGGCCUGGCAUAGUUAUAAUGCUGAUUUCAGACCUUUACAAGGAGGGCAAAUAUCGCUUGCCCUUAACAGUGACUGGACAGAACCAUUGGACCCUGGUUGUCCUAAAGAUGUAGCAGCCACAGAGCGAUACAAAGCCUUCACAUUGGGGUGGUUUGCUUGGCCCUUGUUUUGCACAGGGGAUUACCCAGAGUCUAUGAGAUCAAGGAUUGAGGCUAAGAGCUUGGAACUGGGAUACAACCAAGGCUCACGGCUACCACACUUCUCCAAGAACGAGCCCUCGCCUCUGGGUACUGCGGAUUUCUUUGCGCUGAACUACUACACAUCUCGAAAAGUCAAAGAUUGGAAUAGUGCUUGUAAAAACAGUGAGCUCAGUUUUAAAUGUGACCAAGGUGCAGAAGGGGUUGUUGAUCCUUCAUGGCCCAUAUGUGGGGUGCACUGGCUGGCUGUUGUGCCUGAUGGAUUGCGGAAGUUGUUAAAACAUAUAAAGGACACUUAUACCAAUCUACCCAUUUAUAUCACAGAAAAUGGCUUUUCACAGAUGGGGCCUGUUCAAAUAGAAGAUGUUGACCGGUGCCAUUUCUAUCAUGACACUCUGCAAGAAGUUUGCAAAGCUAUCAGUCAAGAUGGAGUGAACGUAAAGGGAUAUUUUGCCUGGUCACUAAUGGAUAACUUUGAGUGGAUUCAUGGCUUCAGUGUGCGCUUUGGCUUGUUUCAUGUGGACUUCGCCACACCUGAGCUGAAACGCACCAUUUACCGCUCUGGUAGAGAGUAUGCAGCUGUGAUAUCCAAACAUCGCACAGAGACCAAGUCAAAAAAUGUUGAAGACAUUUUAUCAAGAAAUGUAUAAGUAAAAUUCAGUCAUUCUACUUGUGAAAAAGUUGCGUUUUUGCAUCCUAAAUCAUGUUGAUUAGCCUACCUUUUGAUCUGCCAUAUCAAAAAUGUGGUUGCCCUAUUGUAGAUACAGUGAUGGUUGCUGUGUAAUUUAGUGGGACAUUUGAACCUAUUUUGUAUAAGCGAUUUGAUCACACUAAAAUCAUGUAACACACUAUAGUUUUGAAACAGGGAAUAUAUUUACAUUUGUAGAUUGGCCACAUUUACUUCUAAAAUCAUGUAACACACUAUAGUUUUGAAACGGGGAAUAUAUUUACAUUUGUAGAUUGGCCACAUUUACUUCUAUUGCAAGUGCCUUACUCUAACCCAAAUUUGUGCUUUUUUUUUUUUUUUUAAAGAAAAGGAGGGACAAGUCAAAUGUUUUUUUUUUUUUUUGUUAACAACAUUAUGCUACAAAUGCUGUCGAUGGAGCUUAACUUGUAUAGAACCUGGAAUAUUCCUUUUAAUAUCUUUUGUUGAAGCCUCUUGAACAUUUUAGCUUGAAGGAAAAUAUAUGGUAUGGUUCUGUUCUGUUGUAAGAUGAACUGUAAUUUCCUAAUAUUUUCUAUAUGAUAGUUCAUUUUUGGAUACUUCUCAUAACCAAAACAAAAACUAAAACCUUUUUGAGCUCAAUGAGAAUGAAUGACCUUUUCAUGUAGUAUUUAAGAAUUGUGCAGAUUACAAAUUAAUGAAGGAGUCACAUAUGUAUUUACAUUUACAUUUAUGCAUUUGGCAGACACUUUUAUCCAAAGCGACUUACAGUGCAAUUAUUACAGGGACAAUCCCCCUGGAACAACCUGGAGUUAAGUGCCUUGCUCAAGGACACAAUGGUGGUGGCCAUGGGGUUAGAACCUGUGACCUUCUGAUUAACAGCCCUGUGCUUUAGCCACUACACCACCACCACUCCUUAUUUAACCAAACUUACAAAGUUAGGCAACAGUGGAACUCAUUAUCAUAAUAUAAAAUAACUGACUAAUUUGCCUGCUAAAAAACAAACAAAAUACAAUGCAGAUUUUUGGUUUUUAAAGAUGCUGAGAGAAAGACAGAUGUAUUAUCUGCUGUAGAGUGGCUUUCCCCCACUGUAGAAUAUUUGUACAAAGUAAAUGUAUAAACAGGAGCAAUUAGUCAAAUAUGUUUACAUAUGAAGAUAGAUUGAUGAAGACAUGACUCUGCUCUUCUUCUUUUCAUCAUCAUAAAAAGAUAUUACAAAUACAGAGGGUGCCAACAUCCUGUCUCUGUGAUUUGUUGACAUGCACUGCCUCUGUGUGGUUUAAAAUGGUAUUAGAGUUGUAACAGCAUUUUAAGCUGGUUUAUUUUGCUUGUGACAUUUCUAAAUGUAUAUGUGACAAACAAGGUAUGUGAACCAUGAUUCCUACAGUGUCUGUAGGCAUUGCACAGACCUAUUUAAAGGAGCAAACUGAGACACAUAAGGCAAUGUAAUGUGCAUGCAAAAUAACAUUUUGUUAACUAUACUGCACAUGCAAUUGCUGUUGGGAAUGUUUACGCUUAACCUAAUCGUAUAGCCAGAAACUCCCAAGAUAUGAAGAUCCUGUUCCAUUUAUUUACCUUCUUGCAUUUAAGCUCAACACUGUAACACCUUUUAUUAUUCCGUCUAAAUAAAAUAUAAU
Molecule: messenger RNA, 3200 nt
Organism: Xyrauchen texanus (razorback sucker)
Lineage: Eukaryota; Metazoa; Chordata; Actinopteri; Cypriniformes; Catostomidae
Gene: gba3
Product: glucosidase, beta, acid 3
Exons: 5
Coding region: 80-1549 (489 amino acids)
Biological process (GO): carbohydrate metabolic process
Molecular function (GO): hydrolase activity, hydrolyzing O-glycosyl compounds
Source: RefSeq, a predicted model, not a curated record